AUGGGCUCUAGGAAUCCGAAUGGCACGGUACAAGUGACAGAGUUCAUCUUAAUUGGAUUCCAACUUCCUAGGCCCAUAGCACUCUUUCUUUCUUCAUUGCUUCUGGUCGUGUUUUUCUUUACCUUAGCUGGGAACCUCACAAUUAUCACUCUGGUGAGUGUGGACCAACGCCUCCAAACCACCAUGUACUUCUUCCUCUGCAACCUCUCCUCACUGGAGAUCUUCUUUGUCCUGAGGGUCAUUCCCAAGAUGCUGGUGAACCUGGUUUCCUUGAGGAAAUCUAUCACGUUCCUAGCCUGCGUCAUUCAGUGCUAUUCUUAUUUCUUCCUUGGUAGCUGUGAAAUCAUCCUGAUUGCCGUGAUGGCCUUUGACCGCUACAUUGCGAUCUGUCAUCCACUGCACUACACCAUCAUCAUGAACGGCCGUGUCUGUGUGAAUUUGAUACUGGGCUGCUGGAUUGGUGCUUUCAUGAAUAAUUUGGGGCCCAUGAUUCUCCUGAGCCAACUGUCCUUCUGCGGCUCUAAUGUUAUCGAUCACUUCUUCUGUGACUAUGCUCCAGUGAUAAAGCUUUCUUGCAAUGAUGUAGAGAUCCUCCUGGCUCUUGAGGCUAUCCUCUCUGCACUGAUGUUACUCAGUUCCUUGUGUGUAACUCUUGUCUCUUACCUCUACAUAAUUGUCACUGUCUUGAGCAUGCAGGCCAGGGGCAGCCGUAGGAAGACAUUUUCAACCUGUGCCUCUCAUCUCACAGUGGCCUCCAUCUUCUAUGGCAGUGCCAUCUUCAUGUACUCUUUGCCCAGCCAGGGUCGGUCUCGGGAUGUCCAGAAAGGAGUGGCAGUUCUUACUGCGGUGGUUACCCCAUUGCGGAACCCUUUUAUUUACACUCUGAGGAACGAGAAGAUCAAAGAUGCUUUCUGA
Messenger RNA from Candoia aspera, 915 nucleotides. Its product is annotated as olfactory receptor 6M1-like. The transcript has a single exon. Gene Ontology annotation, biological process: G protein-coupled receptor signaling pathway. The coding region runs from base 1 to 915 and encodes 304 amino acids. Gene Ontology annotation, cellular component: membrane. Lineage: Eukaryota; Metazoa; Chordata; Lepidosauria; Squamata; Candoiidae. Gene Ontology annotation, molecular function: G protein-coupled receptor activity; olfactory receptor activity. The record is from RefSeq and is a predicted model, not a curated record.